Messenger RNA from Thamnophis sirtalis, 1713 nucleotides. NCBI's taxonomy places the organism in Eukaryota, Metazoa, Chordata, Lepidosauria, Squamata, Natricidae. The record is from RefSeq and is a predicted model, not a curated record.
CGCUCCAGUCCAGUUCCCUUCCUCACCCCACCCCGCGGGCAAGAAAAAACUUCCCCAUCCAACGAUGAGGAGGCGGUGCCAGACUCCGGACAGGCGUGGAACCCGACGAAUGGCAAUCUAUAAAAAAGAGGGCUUGGGUCUGCCCCUUUCCUGCAGGAAAACCACUUCGGCUAACUCGAGCUCGGAGAGAGGAGGCGCAGGAAGAUCCUAGGAUCGACAGCAGAUCACAGCCUCAGCAGCCAUGUCUCGGCCCCUUACCGACCAGGAGAAGCGUAAACAGAUCAGCAUUCGUGGCAUUGUUGGAGUGGAGAAUGUGGCUGAGCUGAAAAAGGGCUUUAAUCGACAUCUACAUUUCACCCUUGUUAAGGACCGCAAUGUGGCCACUCCUCGGGACUACUACUUUGCCCUGGCUCACACUGUACGGGAUCACCUGGUGGGCAGGUGGAUCCGCACUCAGCAAUACUACUACGAAAAGGACCCCAAGAGAAUCUACUACCUUUCCUUGGAAUUUUACAUGGGCCGGACUUUGCAAAAUACCAUGAUCAACCUAGGACUACAGAAUGCCUGUGAUGAGGCAAUUUAUCAGCUAGGGCUUGACAUAGAAGAGCUAGAAGAGAUUGAAGAAGAUGCUGGUCUGGGCAAUGGAGGUCUUGGCAGGCUGGCAGCUUGCUUCCUUGAUUCAAUGGCCACCCUUGGGCUUGCAGCCUACGGUUACGGAAUACGCUACGAAUAUGGCAUUUUCAAUCAGAAAAUCAGAGAAGGAUGGCAGGUGGAAGAAGCUGAUGAUUGGCUAAGACAUGGAAACCCCUGGGAGAAGGCUCGUCCGGAGUACAUGCUCCCUAUUCAUUUUUACGGAAGAGUGGAGAAUACACAGACGGGUGUGAGAUGGGUUGAUACUCAGGUUGUUUUGGCUUUGCCCUAUGAUACUCCUAUUCCUGGUUAUAUGAACAACACGGUUAAUACAAUGAGACUCUGGUCUGCUCGAGCGCCCAAUGACUUUAAUCUCCGUGACUUUAAUGUUGGUGAUUACAUUCAAGCGGUGUUGGACAGAAACUUGGCGGAGAACAUUUCCCGCGUCCUCUAUCCAAACGAUAACUUUUUUGAAGGCAAGGAGCUGCGUCUGAAGCAGGAAUACUUUGUGGUAGCUGCCACCUUACAAGACAUUAUCCGACGGUACAAAGCCUCCAAGUUUGGGACUACUGAAAGUGUCCGGACUGCUUUUGAUUCCUUCCCAGACCAGGUUGCAAUCCAGCUGAAUGAUACACAUCCUUCCAUGGCUAUUCCUGAGUUGAUGCGCAUCUUCUUGGAUAUAGAGAAGCUGCCCUGGUCCAAGGCCUGGGAUAUCACUACAAAGACCUUUGCUUAUACAAACCACACCGUUCUCCCUGAAGCUCUUGAACGUUGGCCAGUUGAGCUGGUGGAGAAGCUGCUUCCAAGACACUUGCAGAUUAUCUAUGAAAUCAAUCAAAGACAUUUGGAUAAAAUCAGAGCCCUGUUUCCAACGGAUGUUGACCGCCUCAGGCGGAUGUCCUUGAUUGAAGAGGAAGGGGUCAAGCGUAUUAACAUGGCCCACCUUUGCAUUGUUGGCUCUCACGCUGUGAAUGGAGUCGCAAAGAUUCACUCCGAUAUCGUCAAAUCUCAAGUGUGAGUAGUGGUGUGUAUUUUGUUUGUGUAUAGCAACCUGGGACAAUUUCCUUUUACUUUUGCCAACAG